UCCGCCUGCUCUUCCAUGACCCAAUCAAGCGGGCUAUCCAUCAUUUGCCUCAUCGUUGAGCUUGAAGACUGAAUAUUGAUGGCCAGUUGUCGCAGGUUUUCCAAAUUCAGGACCAUUCGUUUCCAAAUGCCACCUGUCCGGCGGGUGUUGACCAACACCGAUGAAAGGUGGUAUCCUUCAACGAAUGGUUUUGCUUCUCGAACUAACAACUCCAAAUCACUGAUACAGUGCCCCAACCAUAAUACACGAUGAUAUAUCACGAAAUUCAACUAUAGAGGCACCAUGAAUUCUGUCUGAUUUGAGGAGGAAAGGCGGUUUACAUGGUGAAUAGCCUCCCGCGAACAUCUGAUUGACAAGUGUUGCUGUUUUAAAAGUCGUCGCACUAUUGGAAACCCUACAUCCUAGUCUUCCUCCCCAAAUGGCACCUACAGUAACCCUCCGAGGUUCGCAAAACGGCGAGACUCACAUCUUCAUCGUACGGGUAGUGAGCUCUUUCAUCAUAACAGCCUUCCACUUCCUACUAUAUGGCCUUUACAUCCCUCUCUUCCGCACCUCGCUUAACCUGAUGAAAAAGCGACCAUCAUCCCGCGCACAAAUGUUCCACAAAAUAGCACUGAUAGUUUUAUUCACCUUGGCAUCGGUUGCCGUACCGCUGGGUCUGACGUUUGAUAUCUACCACGUCGCCGUUGCGUAUUACAGCAAUCCAAACCCGUAUUACAAGACUCAGAUUGAUAUACAGAUUGCACGAUACGUUAUCAUCUACGUCAUGAUGUUGUUCAUUGACAGUAUCUUGAUAUUCCGCUGUUUCGUCAUCUUUGGGUAUCAAAAGAACAAAUACGCUCUUUCAGUUCUCAUCGGCCUAGUCUUCAUCUUCAAUAUGCUCGGCAUGAUUUUCUCAAUUUGGACAGAAAUCGAAUUCUGGAGAAGGAUAGGAACUCCUGCUUUCUCACAUUUCGUGAAUAUCCCACAAUACCUCGCGAAUGGUUUCCUGGGACUUCUUGCAUUGAUUAAUUUCAUACUUACGACCCUUCUUGCUACGCGAAUUUGGUGGCUAUUGCGGAAGAACCGGGACAUACGGUAUACAAAGAGCCCUAUGAAAGGGCUCAGUACCAUCGUUGCCAUUCUGCUUGAGUCGGGUUUGAUUUACCUACUCAUGUAUGUCGUAUUUAUCAUCGGGAACCUCGUCAAGAAUUCCUUUGAUUUGGGAUCUAUGAUGAUUCAAAUCGGGGGAAUUACCCCGACACUCAUCUUCGUUCGCGCCAAUAUGAAUGGAAGGUCGACAGAUCCCGAAGAAGACCGUGAGGAUGGUAGUCAUAGACUCCAGACUCAGUCAAAUUUUAGUAGUCGAUCCGGAAGGUCGUUUUUAGAGGGUACUAGCUAUAAUAAAUAG
Marasmius oreades (fairy-ring Marasmius) is the source of this 1390-nucleotide messenger RNA. RefSeq lists its product as uncharacterized. The transcript has 10 exons. Bases 419 to 1390 code for a protein of 323 amino acids. The record is from RefSeq and is a predicted model, not a curated record. NCBI's taxonomy places the organism in Eukaryota, Fungi, Basidiomycota, Agaricomycetes, Agaricales, Marasmiaceae.